Messenger RNA from Apodemus sylvaticus (European woodmouse), 3828 nucleotides. Its product is annotated as cactin-like. Gene Ontology annotation, cellular component: spliceosomal complex; cytoplasm. Gene Ontology annotation, molecular function: protein binding. Gene Ontology annotation, biological process: negative regulation of innate immune response; mRNA cis splicing, via spliceosome. The record is from RefSeq and is a predicted model, not a curated record. NCBI's taxonomy places the organism in Eukaryota, Metazoa, Chordata, Mammalia, Rodentia, Muridae.
AUGUCUGGGAAGGCCAGAGUUACCUCCUUCCCCCAGAAGCCUCAGGACUCUCGCUGGGUACAGAAGAGGCAGAGUGGGAGUCAGAGCUCGGAUUGCACCUGCGGCCAGAGCCACAGGCAGAGCAGUGGAAGGCGAAAGCAACAGGAGUGCCAGCUUGAACAGGAGCAGCGCACCGGGCGGUCAGAUUCGGAAGGAGACUGGUUGCAGAAGUCUAGGAGGCGAAGCCAGAGCAGCGUUCGGACACCUCGGUGGCACUCAAAGGACCGGUCCUCACACUCUGACUGGGGAGAGACAUAAGGCUCCCGGGCCUAGAAGGGUUCCAGGCGCUCUCGGUCCCCAGAGUCAUCAGAAUCUAGCUGGGACUCCCCAAGACGCUCCUGGAGUCCAGAGGAAGCAGCCAUGGCCCCGAGGCAGCAGCACAGCCUGCAGGAACGACUGUGGCUUCCUGAGGAGCACAAGCUGCAAAAAGAGCUGCUCAAGGCCCUGGAGACACCCGAGGAGAAGCGCGCACGAAGACUGGCCAAGAAGGAAGCUAAGGAGCUCAAGAAGAGCCAGAGGAUGGGCUGGGGCGAGGAUCACGUGGGCUACAGCAACAGCAACAACCCCUUUGGAGACAACAACCUGCUGGGCACCUUCAUCUGGAAGCAGGCCUUGGAGAAGAAAGGCAUCAGCCACCUGGCCGACCAGGAGCUGAAGGAGCACAGCCAGAGGAUCCGGGAGGAGAACCGGCUGGAGCUGCACAAGGUCAAAAGGCUACGGCUAGAGCGGGAACGCGAGCGAGCCAGGCGGGAGCAGGAGCUGGAGUUGCUGCAGCGGGAGAAGGAGGCAGAGCACCUUCAGACCUGGGAGGAGCAGGAGCACAGCUUCUGCUUGCAGCAGGCCAAGCUUCGCUCCCAGAUCCGAAUCCGAGCGGGGCGGCCCAAGCCCAUCGACCUGCUGACCAGGUACAUCAGUGCAGAGGAGGACUCGGACCUGGACGUGGGGAUGCACGAACCCUGCACCUACCUCAACGGCCUCACGGUGGCAGACUUGGAGGACCUGCUAGAAGACAUCCAGGUGUCCAUGGACCUGGAGCAGGGCAAGAACGUGGACUUCUGGCGGGACAUGACCACCAUCACAGAGGAUGAGAUCGCCAAGCUCCGCAAGCUGGAGGCCUCUGGCCAGGGCCCAGGCGAGCGCCGCCGGGAGACAGUCCACGCAGCGGUCAGCUCCGACGUGCAGGCGGUGUUCAAGGGAAAGACCUACAGCCAGCUGCGGGCCAUCUUCCAGGCCAUCGAGCGCAAGGUCCGUGCCGGCGGCCCCGGCCUCGACACGGGCUACUGGGAGAGCCUGCUGCAGCCCUUGUGUGCACGCAUGGCCAGGGCCAGGCUCCGUGAGCGCCAUCGAGAUGUUCUUAGACGGAAGCUGUGCCGGCUGAAGCAGGAGCAGGGCGUGGAGAGCGAGCCCCUGUUCCCAGUCCUCAAGCCAGAGCCCAAGGCCACCCCCAGCCCCGAACCUGAAGAGCGGGCCCCCAGCCCCGGGGCUUCAGUGACCCCAGCACCGGGGGAGGCAGAUGGCGAGGCCGUGGCGCUGGAGGAGGAGCUGAUCCAGCAGAGUCUGGCCGACUUUGAUGCUGGCCGCUACAGCCCGCAGCUGCUCAAGAAGCCUCAGGACUCUCGCUGGGUACAGAAGAGGCAGAGUGGGAGUCAGAGCUCGGAUUGCACCUGCGGCCAGAGCCACAGGCAGAGCAGUGGAAGGCGAAAGCAACAGGAGUGCCAGCUUGAACAGGAGCAGCGCAACCCGGGGUCAGAUUCGGAAGGAGACUGGUUGCAGAAGUCUAGGAGGCGAAGCCAGAGCAGCGUUCGGACACCUCGGUGGCACUCAAAGGACCGGUCCUCACACUCUGACUGGGGAGAGACAUAAGGCUCCCGGGCCUAGAAGGGUUCCAGGCGCUCUCGGUCCCCAGAGUCAUCAGAAUCUAGCUGGGACUCCCCAAGACGCUCCUGGAGUUUCGGAGCAGCAGCCAUGGCUCCGAGGCAGCAGCACAGCCUGCAGGAACGACUGUGGCUUCCUGAGGAGCACAAGCUGCAAAAAGAGCUGCUCAAGGCCCUGGAGACACCUGAGGAGAAGCGCGCACGAAGACUGGCCAAGAAGGAAGCUAAGGAGCUCAAGAAGCGCCAGAGGAUGGGCUGGGGCGAGGAUCACGUGGGCUACAGCAACAGCGACGAUGCCUUUGGAGACAACAACCUGCUGGGCACCUUCAUCUGGAAGCAGGCCUUGGAGAAGAAAGGCAUCAGCCACCUGGCCGACCAGGAGCUGAAGGAGCACAGCAAGAGGAUCCGGGAGGAGAACCGGCUGGAGCUGCACAAGGUCAAAAGGCUGCGGCUAGAGCGGGAACGCGAGCGAGCCAGGCGGGAGCAGGAGCUGGAGUUGCUGCAGCGGGAGAAGGAGGCAGAGCACCUUCAGACCUGGGAGGAGCAGGAGCACAGCUUCUGCUUGCAGCAGGCCAAGCUUCGCUCCCAGAUCCGAAUCCGAGCCGGGCGGCCCAAGCCCAUCGACCUGCUGACCAGGUACAUCAGUGCAGAGGAGGACUGGAACCUGGACGUGGGGAUGCACGAACCCUGCACCUACCUCAACGGCCUCACGGUGGCAGACUUGGAGGACCUGCUAGAAGACAUCCAGGUGUCCAUGGACCUGGAGCAGGGCAAGAACGUGGACUUCUGGCGGGACAUGACCACCAUCACAGAGGAUGAGAUCGCCAAGCUCCGCAAGCUGGAGGCCUCUGGCCAGGGCCCAGGCGAGCGCCGCCGGAAGACGGUCCACGCAGCGGUCAGCUCCGACGUGCAGGCGGUGUUCAAGGGAAAGACCUACAGCCAGCUGCGGGCCAUCUUCCAGGCCAUCGAGCGCAAGGUCCGUGCCGGCGGCCCCGGCCUCGACACGGGCUACUGGGAGAGCCUGCUGCAGCCCUUGUGUGCACGCAUGGCCAGGGCCAGGCUCCGUGAGCGCCAUCGAGAUGUUCUUAGACGGAAGCUGUGCCAGCUGAAGCAGGAGCAGGGCGUGGAGAGCGAGCCCCUGUUCCCCGUCCUCAAGCCAGAGCCCAAGGCCACCCCCAGCCCCGAACCUGAAGAGCGGGCCCCCAGCCCCGGGACUUCAGUGACCCCAGCACCGGGGGAGGCAGAUGGCGAGGCCGUGGCGCUGGAGGAGGAGCUGAUCCAGCAGAGUCUGGCCGACUUUGAUGCUGGCCGCUACAGCCCGCAGCUGCUCAAGGCGCAUGAGCUGCCGGCGGGCGCGCAGGUGCUGGAGCCGCAGGAGGACCUGCAGCGCCUGCAGCAGUCCCGCCAGCAGCUUCGGGCCCCAGGGGACGCGAGCGAGAACUCAGAGGACACCUUCCUCCAGCGCGCCAGGGAGGGCAUGGGGCGGGACGAGGCGCACUUCAGCCUGGAGGUGCCGCUGCCUGGCCGCGCCUACCUGUGGUCCGACAAGUUCAGGCCGCGCAAGCCGCGCUUUUUCAACCGCGUGCACACGGGCUUCGAGUGGAACAAGUACAACCAGACGCACUACGACUCGGACAACCCUCCGCCCAAGAUCGUGCAGGGCUACAGAUUCAACAUCUUCUACCCGGACCUCAUCGCGAAGCGCGCCUCGCCCGAGUACUUCCUGGAGGCCUGCGAGGACAACCCGGACUUUGCCAUCCUGCGCUUCCACGCGGGCCCGCCCUACGAGGACAUCGCCUUCAAGAUCGUCAGGCGCGAGUGGGACUACUCACACCGCCACGGCUUCCGCUGCCAGUUCGCCAACGCAAUCUUCCAGCUCUGGUUCCAGUUCAAGCGCUACCGCUACCGCCGGUGA